Messenger RNA from Solanum dulcamara, 894 nucleotides. RefSeq lists its product as uncharacterized. Bases 68 to 658 code for a protein of 196 amino acids. The record is from RefSeq and is a predicted model, not a curated record. Gene Ontology annotation, cellular component: intracellular anatomical structure. Lineage: Eukaryota; Viridiplantae; Streptophyta; Magnoliopsida; Solanales; Solanaceae. The transcript has 3 exons.
AUAUAAUUUCCAACAACUUGCAAGAGGAGCCAAACCCAAAAAAAAAAAGAACAGAGACAAAAAAAAAAUGGCAUCAUAUUCUACAGAGCCUACAGCUUCUAAAAUUGUUGCUAAGCUUAACUUGAAGCCACAUCCAGAAGGUGGAUUUUACUCAGAAACAUUCAGAGAUAACUCAGUUAUUCUCUCCAGAUCUCAUCUUCCAUCUACAUAUAAGGUUGAUCGACCUAUCAGUACGUGCAUCUACUUCUUGCUACCUUCUGGAAGCGCAUCUCAUCUUCAUCGGAUACCGUGUGCAGAAACAUGGCAUUUUUAUAUGGGAGAGCCACUCACAGUGAUGGAACUAAACGAGAUUGAUGGCAAGGUGAAGUUAACUUGCAUCGGACCUGAUCCCAUUGUAGAUGAUCAACUCGUGCAGUAUACAGUACCUCCGAAUGUAUGGUUUGGUGCAUUUCCCACGAGGGAUUACAACAUAUCUUCCGAUAUGCAAGUAACGAAAGCACCUACAAGAGAUGGUGAGAAGCAUUUCUCUCUAGUUGGAUGUACCUGUGCUCCAGCAUUUCAGUUUGAAGAUUUUGAAUUGGCAAAACGUUCUGAUCUUGUUUCGCGUUUUCCUGCCCACGAAUCCCUCCUCUCUUUGCUCGCCUUCCCUGAGCUGUGAACAUGCUUAUUGUGUUGUUGUUCUUUCACCACUUCCUUCCGAGGAAUAUGUACUCGGUGGUUGAUCUAGAGCAUAAUCUACGGGUUCACAGAACCUAGUAGCUUUUUCACGAACUUAGUAAAAUAUCUAUAAAUAUUUGACUGAAAUACUUACUUGUUUCUUGUUUCAUCUUAGUACUUGUGUUGUGUGUAAUUUGUUCAGAGUGGCAAUAAAAGGCAAUCAGUUAAGUUAUUUCA